AUGGUGACACAGCUGUUCCGGAGCGGCAGCGGCUCCGACGGCGCCCCCUCGCCCUCGUUCUCGUCCCCGGCCCCGGUCGUACCGCCGGUGGUUCGAAUCCUCGCCUGCGGGGGAACGUUCCUCCCGGCCCCGGCCAAGCCGAUGCUGCGCCGCGUGGACGUAAGGACGGCGGCGCCAGCGGGGGCGGGGGCGGACCAAGCGGGGGGAGAGGAGGCCGAUGUCGUGAGCCGGCCCGUGAGGUCGGACCUGUGCGCCGCCGCCGCCGGUCGGUCAGAGCGCGACGGCGAGAACGAAGAGGAGGAGGAGGAAGAGGAGGAGGAUGACGAGGACGCGCGCGGCGGUGGCGAGGCGGCGGUGAAGGAGGCCGGGAUCAUGACGUGCGUCGCGAUCUCGGCGGCCGGCGCGAGGGGGAGGGGAAUCCUCGUGACGGGUUCUUACGACAAGGGCGUGCGCGUGCUCCACAACGUCCUGUGCCCGGACCGCGAGAACCCGCCGUCAUCGUCUGAUGAGGACGGGGCGGCGCCGCCGCCGCCGGUAACCAUGCGGAUGCUGGGGCGCCACGAGGAAGGAGUGCGGGCGGUGGCCAUCUCGGCGGACGGUCGGUGGGCGGUGACCGGCGACCGCAAGGGCCUCGUCAAGGUGUGGGAAGUCCCGCGGGAGACGCCGCCGGGGGCGGAUCGCGAGCCGUCGUCGCCGGACGGGGCGGCGGAGGCCGAGUUCGAAGCGCACAAGGGCUACGUCUACUCGCUGUGCAUGUCGCCGGACGCGCGUACGUUGGCAAGGACCAGCAGAUGCCGCCUACCGGUCUUGAUGCGUUUGUUGGUCUUCGAUGUUUGGAUGAUGUUGUGGAUGUAGUCUGAGGAGGAGGAGAAAAGGAGGAGGAGGAGGGAUACGCCCAUGUCCUAUUAUAGUAUUCUUGUGUCACCAGGAACUUGGUGGGUGGUUGACCGCUCUCUUGGGUUAGUCGGGACCGCCCUCGCUCAUUCGUUGCUUGGUUGGCCUACGGUGAAUACUCUGAAACCAGAACACCUUCUUUUCCCUCCAAAAAGAUGAAGAAAGCGGUAGAGAUCUGAUGUGUUUAUGGCGUUCAUGUGUGCCCUGUGUGUGUGAUUACUCCCAUCUACUCGGGGCGGUAGUUUACACACCGUUCGGCAUGUGCUUGACGCACCAGCCGGGGUCACACAGACAGGAAUAAGUAGUCACUAAACACAGUUUUUUUUUUUGUUCUCCACCUUUCCUCCGGCGGUGCUUGCCUUCAAUUUCUAUCGCGAGAAGGGCUCUUCCGCAGUGUAGUGUGUGUGUGAGAGUAUGCCAGGGUACAGAAGCGUGCAUCGGUUUGCUCGAGUAUGGGCUGUGUGUUUGACGUUUCACGCAGAGGGAUUCGCGGCAGUAUGGAAAGCUGUACCCUGGAAGCAGGCACUACCGCUGAAGCUUUGGUCUAGCUCAACAGCAACCUCCGUGAGUUUCCAGGAGCAGCGGGCGGGCGAGGUGCGUGUGCGUGUGUGUGUGUGUGUGUGUGUGUGUCUUGAA
Messenger RNA from Ectocarpus siliculosus, 1530 nucleotides. The record is from the annotation of a GenBank genome assembly. Lineage: Eukaryota; Phaeophyceae; Ectocarpales; Ectocarpaceae.